Messenger RNA from Dujonia railenensis, 2916 nucleotides. The record is from the annotation of a GenBank genome assembly. Lineage: Eukaryota; Fungi; Ascomycota; Pichiomycetes; Serinales; Debaryomycetaceae.
AUGACUUCAAAAAACCCAAAGCCGCAGUCCGUGCUUCAAAGGAUUAAGUCGGCUACCACUUCACUAGGAAAUACAGUGAUAGACUACUCAUCGCCAGAGUUUGACAAUGACUGGCAGAGAUCCAGACAAAAGCUUCAGCCUUUGCUAUCAGCAGAGCAGUUUGAGAGACCCACUGGCUUGGACUUGCAUCGAACUGGCUCUCAAUUUCUGCAAUCAAACUUGAACUUAGAAAGAAAGACCACCUCCCGCCGAAAUAGCACCACCCCUUCACGAACAAUUCUGAGAACUAGUAGUAGCAGCCAAACUAUUAAGCAGAAUAUACUGGAUGAACAACCGAAUGAAAAUAACAAUGAUAAUCAUGACUGUACCAGUAGUGAUACCACCCACAGUGGAUCUAAUUUGGAACCCACUGAUACUAUUGCAUCGUUCCUUUCCGAUCAGUCCGAUGCGUUGAAUUUCCCAGACUCUGGUACUCAACCUGGUAGGCAAAUGAUAGCAUUGAAGCACAUUAUAAAUGUGCCGUUGUCUACGUUGACAACAUUAACCAUCAAGCCAGGAGAACCGUACUUUUUGCUAUGGUAUUUCAUAUCUUCUUACUUCCCGUUGAUAACUGCAUGCUUGGGCCCUGUUGCCAAUAUGAUCUCUUUUAUAGGGCUCAUUCAGCAUUGGAGAAUGAUCGUAGAGUCGGGAGAGACAAUAAAUGACGAUGGAUACCUCCUUGCGUUAAAUAUCAUGCUGUUUUUCUUUGGAUUAUUGGGGAAUGUGUCGUUAUUGAUGAAUUUUUCCGGAAGAGUACGAUAUCUAGUUACUCAGUCAGUUUCCAUUUCUUGUUGGUGUACGGCUUGUGCGUUGAUUGUAAUAGAUGUCGCUAUAACGAAAGUACGAUAUUUCAAUGGUCCAGUUAAGAUUGCCAAGCAUGAUGACCCAAUCCAUUUCAGCCCAACUGAGGGAUAUUGGUUUGCAGUUUUCACUGCAGGUCUUUAUUUCUUUUGUAUGUUGAUACUUUCCGUGAAUUUUCUAGGAUAUAGAUUAAGGAAGUAUCCACCUACUUUCAACCUCGGACCCAAGCAGAGAUCACUUAUGAUUUUCACUAUUUGUCUUGCGAUCUGGCUUUUAAUAGGAGGAGUGGUGUUUGCCCACAUGAUUCCAGAUUUAACGUAUGGGUCAUCUUUGUACUUCUGUACAGUAUCUGUUUUGACUAUUGGCUUAGGAGAUAUUCUUCCAAAGUCGGCUGGCGCCAAAGUUUUGGUAUUAUGCUUUUCAUUGAUUGGUGUUUUGAUUAUGGGUCUUAUCAUUACUAUGAUCAGGCAAGUUGUGAUUGCUGCUGGGGGUCCUACUAUAUUUUGGCAUCAAAUUGAAAGAGAUAGACUGAGAGUCUUAUCAAGUUUGAAUAAUAGUACGACAAAUAAUAAUAAUGAUGAAGAUAUUACUCCAGAGAUCGCUUUCCAUAAAAUGAGAAAGAUCAGAAGAGAUGCCAAAAUUAGACAGGGGAAUUUUUCUUUGAUAUUGACUAUAUUGAAUUUCAUGGUGUUCUGGCUAGCAGGAGCCACUGUGUUCUACUUUGCAGAAGGUUGGAGUUACUUUAAUGCCGUUUACUUUUGCUUCCUUUGCUUGAUAACAAUUGGAUAUGGGGAUUAUGCCCCCAAAUCAUAUAUAGGAAGAGCCUUUUUUGUUUGCUGGGGAAUUGGCGCUAUUCCACUAAUGACUAUCUUGAUAUCCAAUGUUGGAGAUAAGUUAUAUGAUGUUGCGAACAGAUUAAGUUACUUUAUGGCAAAAUGGUUCUUCCCCGAUUACUAUAGAUAUUUAAUUCAAAGGAGGCAAGAAAGAGUUCAGAAGAGGAAGGAAAAAUGGGAAGAGAAAAGAAGGCAAAAGCAAAAUAGAGACACAGGUAUUGCUGAUACGAGCGGAAGUAAGGAUGCAAAUGAAAGCAUCGUUUCCGAUGACAAUGCAGACGAUGAGCUGUCUAUCUCAUCAUUGGAAGAAGAGGAAGAAGAUGAAGAUAACUAUGAAGAUGGUGACAAAAUGGAAGAAGUUGUCAGCGAAAUGGACAACACUGAAAACUUAGAUCAACUUGAAAAUAUGCUUCAAACGGAGGAUAGAGAAAAGGGAAUUACUGAAAGUAGAAAGAAGGAAGUUCUACGGGACUUGAAGCAGAAAGUAAACAGUUUACGAGCCAGGAGUGGUAAAAUAGUAGGAACUGAUCCUGAAAGACAGGUUCAGGGCUAUGAAAAGGUUGCCAGUCGAGAAAAAGACAGAUCACAUAGAGAAGAUAUUAUGGAACCUGACAUUGAAGCUAAUUCGGAGAAAGGAGUCGAUGACCCAGAUCUUAUGCAUGAUGAUGAAAAUGUUGCGGAUGAUGAAGGGGAUUUAGCUUCAGCAAGUUCAUCAAAGAAUGCCGGCCCUGGUCAUAUAGCUUUCAACGACCUCCCGACGCCACCUCCUCAUGGGUAUCAUGAAAGCAUAUAUACUAGUAAGCAUUCCAAUGGGGUAGCAAGAUUUGCAAACGGAAAUGAUAAUGACAAUUUCAGAGAACAAAUGCAGAAUGGAAUUACAAAACUCAAACAGGACUUUGAGAGAAUCCAGAAUUACUUGGAUUGUCUCAGACCUUUGAUUUCGGAUUCCAUUGACCAACCCAGUAAAAGAUACACCCAUGAACAAUGGGAAACAUUUUUGGGAACCUUACACUCUGCAGAUGAAACUAGUUCUAAUCCGAUGAGCUCAGAUUUGUACUGGUUGAGCGAAAGUUCACCGCUUAGAUUGCCGUUGAACGAACCAAAUUAUUUGAUGAUGAAAUUUGUUUUAAGAAUGGAUGCAAAGAUAACGGGAUCUAUACACGAUGAGAUCAAGGAUAUGGAGAGGAUGGUAAGGGAAGCGAAAAGUGUACAGUUACUGCGACCACCGAGACAGGAGAACUGA